CGGCCGGGGUUUUCUCCAAUGUGCGCAGGCGCUCUUGUCAACGUAACCUCUUUCCCAGGAUCCUUUUCGCUUCUGGUCUCAAAGUUCAAUCCCGUUCCCAGAUCACUGUGCCCUCGGUUGACCUUCACGGACCGGACGCCUUCAAAGAUGGCCGCUCCUUUGUGCAUUUGUGCGCAAAUUGUAGUUUUUCCUCAGGGACGAUGCGAGGAAGGACCUUUCGAUGUUUUUGUAGAGAAAGGCUUGAUUGCAGCGAUUGACAGGUGCACAGGAAAUUGUGGCAGUGAAAAAUUAACUUGUCAUUUUCUCACCCCUGGGUUUGUGGAUAUUCACAACCAUGGAAUGGGUACAAUCCCAUGACUGAUUAAUUUACAGGAGGAGCUGAUGAUGUUGCAGAGUUUUGGUUUAAUCCAGAUUUUACAAGAGCUAAGCUAGCUCAAAGUGGAACAACAUCGUUUCUGGCUACAGUUGUCUUCCCAGAACAUCCUCUGAGCAAUAAAAUGGGCAAACUUUUAAACACCCUGGAAAGCCAUGUAGGACUUGUUGACUGAGAAGGGGCUGUAUUAGAAGGGAUCCAUUCAGAGGGACCUAUCAUCACAGACCUUGGUGGUCUUCCAGGAAGUUACAAUGAAAUGACUUCUGAUGAGUUUAAACGGAUCCUUGAAAAGAUGCAUCAUUUAAAAAUCAUGACAAUCAGUCCUCACCCAGAAGCAUCUAAUGAUUACAAGAGAAUAAAAUGUCUUCUGAAAAGGGGUGUGGUACCAGCUCUUGGUCAUGAUAAACAAGCCACUGAGGAUGAAAUCCUAGCUGCUUUGUCUCUGGGUGAAACACAACAGUUUCAUUUGACACACCUUUUCAAUGUCUGCUCGUUCCAUCACAGAUCUCCAGGUCUGGUCAACUUUAGAGUCCUGGAUGAAUUGCCAAACCUUCCAAAGUACAGAGGCAUAAAAACUCCCACAGUGGAAAUCAUUGGAGAUUUAGCUCAUGUAGAUCCCCUAACAAUAUCAUUGCUGCUGAAGAGCCGUCACUUUAAGAACAUUGCUUUCAUAACUGACUUCCUGGAGCAAUUAUCAAGUAUGGAAACAGACAAAUGCAAGUGUCUCCCAGUGGUCGCACCAUGUCAAUUAUUGGAACAAACACCUUGGCUGGUAGUUGCAGCACUCUGCUUGAUACAUUUCAUUUGCUGUUGAACAUUUUUGGAGUCCCCAUAGGUAAAGCCGUGGCAAUGUUAUCAGAGAAUCCUGCCAGGUAAUUCGAAAACCAUUCACUUGUAACUUUCUGGUUCAAAGACAAAAAUAUAAAUUCUCCUUUCCAAUUGCUAUAUUUACCAUAAAUUAUCGCAAGUCUUCUACUGAUAGUUUUGAGAAGUAUUAAUAUCCGUUGUUGUUUAUUGUCUAUAUUCAUAACACCUUCCUGCCAAGAACAGUACUUUAGUAGACAAAUAACAUAGUCAAGCCUAUACAGUCAGACCUCAGUAAUUUGGAUUUGGUUAGAUAUUUCAAAUUCCUCGUUAUUUCAACCGUUUCCCUUGAAUUUGUUCUUUAGUGAGUUAUUUAUUAUCUGCUAUUUUGAACUCCUGCUAUUUCAAACUAUUUUUCAAUUUCGCUGAGAGUUCAAAAUAGUGCGGCUCAACUGUAUUUAAAUGUAAAUAUAGGACAGGGCUACAUGUACUGUAGGUUAUACAGAUUUUUGGUCUGUACAUUAUAGAGGUGUCUGUAUUAUUUUGCAAAAGCUAUCUCGAAGAAGAGGUUUGAUUGUGACAUAUUUCAGCAGCAUUCUGUUAUUUCAAUACAUGGAUGUCUUCAAAAAUGCAAGAAUAACAAGACAAUAGCUAUCUUACAGCAUACACAUAUUUCUUUUAUUCUAAACAGAACGAAAUAAAUUGUAUACCGAAAUGUGUUUUUACAUAAAUUUUUGGUUUCAGAAUUGCCAAGAUUUCCCACACUGGAAGAACAGAAGUGGGCAAAAGGGCAGAUCUGCUUUUAUUUAAUGAAAAUUUAAGCCUUCUAAGAACUGUAGUUUAUGGAAAAGUUGUUUUUCAAACAAACUAAAUCAGACUUUCACAAGAAAAUGGCUACAUAACCCACGCAUUUGGCAAUUUCUGUUUGCUCUUAAGGUCGGCACACACGAGGGGACUGCAACUAGUCCCCUGAAGAGUUUACACAAAGGGACUGGUCGC
Orbicella faveolata is the source of this 2176-nucleotide messenger RNA. RefSeq lists its product as uncharacterized. The record is from RefSeq and is a predicted model, not a curated record. Lineage: Eukaryota; Metazoa; Cnidaria; Anthozoa; Scleractinia; Merulinidae.